AUGAGGAAGGAGUUAGCGAUGUUGUUGAUGCUCGUCUUCUCUGCUGUCAUUUUGAGCUGCUACAGUGGAAUCCUAAGUAAGAAAUUUGGAGACGUCAGAGCCUAUGUAGACCAUGACAAGCGGACAUCUGUCCAGGUCACCACAGAAGCUUCCUUCAUCCACUCAACUAGCCUUGCCUCGCAUGACACUGCCCCGAUGGGAUCAACAGAUGGCCACACCAUUAGCUCCAACUGGCCAACAACCCGGGCAUCCCUGAAAACAACAUUCAAAACCACCCAGUCAAUGGGGACAAGCACAGGGUCAACUGAUCCAACAACCCUCCCUGAUAUAACUACACACAGCACACAAAUGACAACCGCCGGGAAUACAGCCACCCCAUCUCCUCCUGGAUCACCUCCUGCCACAAGGACGGCCUGGUCAAGCACCCCCGUGGCCCAGAUGACCACUGCAGCUCAGUCAACAGCCAGUCACACAACCUUAGCUACAAUAACCACCCCAACGGGCAACCUGACCUCCCUGAAAACAGCUCGGAUCACUGCCCCAACCAAAAGCAUCACCACCACAUCCACCUCUAAAAAGACCACCCAGGCCAUCACCACGACAACCACACGCCGUGUCACUGCCUCAACGUCACCACCCACGACGAGUGUGGGGCCCACUCUGGUUCCUCAGCCAUCAUCUCCUCAAACUGGGACCUAUCUGCUUUACAAUGGAAGUAGGACAUGCUUGAAGGCUGAGAUGGGAGUGCAGCUACUCAUUCAGGACAAGAUGUAUUAUUCACCUCAGAUGUACUUCAAUCUCCACCCCAAUGUGACAAAAGCAUCAGGGGAUUGCAGCGCCCACAGAACCAACCUUCUCCUGACUUUCCCAGGUGGAUUUGUGAACUUGACCUUCGUGAAGGUAGGACACUCAUAUCAUAUAGAAACAGUGGAGGCCUCUUUGACUGUCUUACCUUUAGUGAAAGUCUACCGUGGUCUGAAAGGAGGGCUUACAAUGUUUGAGACCAAAGUGGGACACUCCUUCAAGUGCAUCAGUGAACAGAGUGUUGAGUUAUCGACCCAACUCCAGUUGCACACUGUUGAUGUCCAGCUCCAAGCCUUUGAUUUUGAUGGGGAUCACUUUGGGAAUGCGGAUGAAUGCUUCAGUGAUAAAAACAGGAGAGCAAUCCCCAUGGCCAUGGGCCUGAGCAUCGCAGCAUUGCUUGGGGUUUUGCUCACUGCAUGUCUGGUUGCCAGGAAGCGGCCCAGUAGAGGAUAUGAACGCGUCUAA
Gracilinanus agilis (Agile Gracile Mouse Opossum) is the source of this 1269-nucleotide messenger RNA. It is a transcript of the gene LAMP3, whose product is annotated as lysosomal associated membrane protein 3. The record is from RefSeq and is a predicted model, not a curated record. Gene Ontology annotation, cellular component: membrane. The coding region runs from base 1 to 1269 and encodes 422 amino acids. NCBI's taxonomy places the organism in Eukaryota, Metazoa, Chordata, Mammalia, Didelphimorphia, Didelphidae. The transcript has 6 exons.